Messenger RNA from Candidula unifasciata, 522 nucleotides. The record is from the annotation of a GenBank genome assembly. Lineage: Eukaryota; Metazoa; Mollusca; Gastropoda; Stylommatophora; Geomitridae.
AUGGGACAGUCUGUUGCCAACAUCCUGGGAGUCAUCCUAGGGGCAGGGAUUUGCUGGAAGAUCAGAUCCUUGAAAGGUUAUGCUCUAACCAUUUUUAUCAGCUUCGGGUUGUGCAGUCUCAUCGCCCCCAUCUACUUCGCUCUGGGAUGUGAUAACCAGGGCUUAUACGGCUACGAUGGCAAAUACGGCGUACCCUUGCCAAACGUGACCGAUGAAUGUCACUGCAGUCCAGCGUAUGCUCUUCCCACGUGUGGAGACGACAUGCGCAGUUACUACUCCCCGUGCUUCGCUGGGUGCCAUGCAGGAGAUGGUUUUAACUUUGAAAACUGCACUCACUUAUCGAGUCCGGACCAUGGGUUGGGCGCCAGGUCUAUGAUGUGUGACGCAGGCUGCUUCAAUGAAUACAUUGGUUACGCCGUCGUCCUGUCCUUGCUGACGCUGGUCAGUCAGGUGGCUGUAGUUCCUAGAGCUCUACUGAUUCAUCAGGUACUCAUGAAUACACAACUGUUCAUUCUUGAAUGA